This is a messenger RNA of Vittaforma corneae ATCC 50505, 315 nucleotides long. RefSeq lists its product as uncharacterized. Lineage: Eukaryota; Fungi; Microsporidia; Nosematidae. The transcript has a single exon. The record is from RefSeq and is a predicted model, not a curated record. The coding region runs from base 1 to 315 and encodes 104 amino acids.
AUGAUUUUGAUAAUAGCUUCGAGUGUUCUCUCUUGGAAUUUGCCUUCAGGUCACGAUAACUCUGAGAAAUCCACCGGCACAGACAACCCUCAAAAAGAUGAUCCUAGCCAGCCAAGUCCAAAUGAGCAGCCUGCUGAGAAUCCAAAUAAGAGCGAUGAUAAUAGUGAUAAGAAGGAGCCAGAUCAGCCAAAUGUUGAGAAUAACCCAGCGUUUCCAAAGGUUGGUGGAAACUCGAACCUACAUAGCCAAAUAGAAAGCGGCCAAAAAAAGAAAGCCAAAGGCAAAUUACGCUCUAAUUUGAGAAUACACAACUAG